AUGGACUUGAUCUGUGGGAUUCCAUAUCUUGAGAGGUUGAAUAUAUGCCUGGAGGAUUGCAAGAAAGGGUUUAUGGCUGGCUACAGGCCAAUAGUUGGUUUGGAUGCCUGCCACUUGAAGACUAAGUCAAGUGGACAAUUAAUCACAGCAGUUGCUAGAGACCCUAAUGAAGAGUACUUCCCACUUGCGUAUGCUGGGUUGGUGCAGGCCUUCAUUGAUAAUUGGCCACAAUAUGAGCAUAGGAUCUGCUGCAGACACCUCUACAAUAAUCUCAGGAAGAAUCAUCCUGGUGUUCUGAUCAGAGAGUUGUUUUGGAAAGCAGCCAAAGCUACUUAUAAAGCUGAGUUUGAUAGGUUGAUGGAUGAAAUGAAGGGAAUUGAUGAGGAUGCACACAGUUGGUUGCAAGAUCAUUCAACCACCAUAUGGGCCAGACACAUGUUCAGUGAGGAUGGGUUGAGUGAUAUAGUACUGAAUAACAUGUGUGAGAGUUUUAACAGCAGGAUUCUGAAGUUUAGAUCUAAGCCUAUAAUUACUAUGUUGGUGUCCAUCAAGUUAUAUCUUAUGACCAGGUUUCAAGAUAACAGACAAAAGAUCAUGAGAGUGGAAUCAGAGAUAUGGCCUAAAGUGCUUAAGAGGUUGCAUAGGGAAAAUAUUGCAAGUAGUAGGUGGCUUGCUUGUUGGGCAGGUCAUAUACAGUUUGAAGUUAAAAGUGGACUGCAAAGUUUCACUGUGGACAUGGAAAAAAGACAUUGUAGUUGCAGGAAAUGGGAUACGACUGGCAUACCAUGUGCCCAUGCAAUUUCCUGCAUAUUCUUCAAUAGACUAGCAGAUGCAGAAACUAUUCCAACAUCAAUCAGUCAACAAGACAAGCUUAGGCUCCACCAAGCUUAG
Molecule: messenger RNA, 891 nt
Organism: Quercus lobata
Lineage: Eukaryota; Viridiplantae; Streptophyta; Magnoliopsida; Fagales; Fagaceae
Exons: 4
Coding region: 1-891 (296 amino acids)
Molecular function (GO): zinc ion binding
Source: RefSeq, a predicted model, not a curated record